CUCUCUCUCUCUCUCUCUCUCUCUCUCUCUCUCUCUCUCUCUCUCUCUCUCUCUCUCUCUCUCGCUCCCCCUCCCUCCACCCUCUCAGUCUCUGGAUCCUCCUCCGGUGGUGUCGGAGGCUCAGUGAAUGCGGCUGAGAGUGGAGCGAGCACACGCCUAACACGGAUACUGUGCACUUUUACAGGAGGGAAACUCGAAGCUUCCGUUCUCUCACUCCUUUUUUUUUCGCUCUCCGGAUCAACUUGCUGUAUAAAUCGUAACUUUCCUGCUCUGAGUUGAUUUUUGUUAUUAGUAUUUUUUUCUAAUGGUGGAAAGCGCAGAGCUUGCUGCCGGUCACCUGCACCGCAUCGGACUAGCAGUCGAAUAACUGCAUUAUUCAUUUUUACGCACCUGUUUGUGCUGUCUCUCUUGUUGCCUACGAGUGAUUUAAAAAAAAGAUUAUACGCGAUGUUGCCGUAAUGAUAACUCAACCUUAUUUUUUUGUGUGGCUAAAAACGGUUUUUUUUUCUUUCUGCUGCAACUGACAAAUUGACAGUGUUCAAGGAUGAAUACAAAUGGGAUUCGUGCAGCGAAUGGAAAACUAACAUAUCAUCUGUACAUGGGAGAACUUCACACUAAUAUGAAUGGGAGCGCGUUGCCUUUUGAAUCGUGAAAAAGAAAAAAAAACAUUCCCCGUGCGCAACUUCAGCACUUCGGAUCCUGUCAUACAUACCACUGUUUAUUAAACGGAUGAUCGGUUGCCGCUGAGCCGAACGCACGGCUUUGACAGCCCUCCUGUUCCCCCCUCCAGUUGUCAAUAUAGAUAAUACGAUUCCAAGGAUGGCUGACUUGUGGCAUCGCAUCACGAACCUUGUGGACCUUCCCACGCCUAGGAGUCGCUGGACGAGCCAUCAAGAUCUCUAGAAUCUGCCCCCGCCCCCCUACCCCGUCCUCCCUUGUGUUGCAUCUCACAAUCCUUACUGCAAUCCAUUCGGCUCUUUCCUUUUCAUCUUAUAACCGCGCAAAUGUUCUCCCGUUCCCAUGGAGGUGGGACAACCUUGGGACUCAAGCAAGCAAGCAGUGGGGAUGAUUUUUUUUCUUUUCAAGCACGCGCAACCCGUGAGCAAGAGACGCAUCGGGUGAAAUAGGAGCCCACCCUGCUCGCCCGUCUCCCCAGCACCCUCCCUAACCACCCGGAUCCAAGCCAGCUGGGUUUCCGUUGAUGUGCAGCAGUCUGCAUGGAAAUGAAGGAGCGGGGAAGCCUUGUUGCUUCCGUGAAAUGUGUGUUUCCUCCGCGGCUGGGAGCGCUUCAGCGGCACCUUUCCAUCCAUGUCCCACGAAUGCCGCCCCGAGUCUCCAAAAGGAGUCAGACACAUCAGCCUUAGAGGCUACUAAAUGAUUUUCUGGGGGCGGAUUUUUAAUGGCCGAGAUGAUGCUCAUUCUCCUGCUGGCAACCUUUUCCACUUCAAUCUCAAGCUCCUCCCUCUCAUCCCCCUCCAUGUCAGAUGGACUCCCAAUGGCAGACCCUUCUGCUCCGGACUUGAUGUCAGAGACUUGCAGUGCCUGCUCCUGCUUGUCGGUGGAAAAUGUGCUGUACGUCAACUGUGAAAAGAUCACCGUAUAUCGACCGACGCAACUCGUUCCGCCUGUGUCAUCAUUGUACCACCUCAACUUCCAAAACAAUCUCUUAAUUAUUCUCUACCCAAACUCGUUCCUCAACUUCACCCAUGCUGUAUCUCUGCAGCUGGGGAACAAUCAGCUGCAGAACAUUGAAGGUGGCGCAUUCAUGGGGAUGAGUGCGUUGAAACAGCUGCACCUCAACAACAAUGAGUUGAAGGUGCUGCAAGCGGACACAUUUCAAGGAAUAGAAAACUUGGAGUACCUUCAAGCAGACUACAACUUGAUAAAGUACAUCGAAAAGGGAGCAUUCAACAAACUGCACAAGUUGAAAGUGCUGAUUCUGAAUGACAAUCUAAUACAGGCACUUCCCGACAACAUAUUUCGCUUUGCCUCCCUCACACAUCUGGAUAUAAGAGGAAACAGGAUCCAGAAGCUUCCGUAUUUGGGAGUGCUGGAGCACAUCGGCCGCAUUGUCGAGCUACAGUUGGAUGAUAACCCCUGGAAUUGUACCUGCGACUUGGCACCUCUCAAGGCAUGGCUUGAAAACAUGCCUUAUAAUAUUUUUAUCGGGGAGGCCAUCUGUGAAACGCCGAGCGACUUGUAUGGGAGGCUGCUGAAAGAAACUAACAAGCAAGAGCUUUGCCCAAUGGGUACAGGAAGUGACUUUGAUGUUCGAAUGCCACCCGCACUCCCCGAUGCGGGUCAGACGUCCCCACCGACCUCAGCGGCCGCAAUGACCACAAAAUCGCCGAAAACCACAGACUCGUCCAAGAUGUACGGAAAUGGCAUUGUGGCCGGUUUGCCCCCUUUUAGAAGAAAUAGCCAGAUUGUUUCCUUUCAGACACGGAGCCCACCAGGUUUAUGCCCGCAGCCUUGCAGCUGUAAAACCCACCCUUCAGAUUUUGGCAUUAGUGUCAGUUGUCAGGAAAGAAACAUCAAAAAUCUGGCAGACCUUAUUCCGAAACCGCCAAAUGCCAAGAAACUUCACUUGAGCGGCAAUUACAUUCGUGACAUCAGCCCAAAUGAUUUCCACGAAUUUGAAGGUCUCGAUUUACUUCACCUCGGCAGCAACCAAAUUGUCAGCGUCCAGAAAGGUGUGUUUGCUAACCUCACCAAUCUAAGAAGACUAUAUCUGAAUGGAAACCAGCUCGAGCAGUUACACCCCGAGAUGUUUUUGGGCCUCACAAACCUACAGUACCUAUAUUUGGAAUACAAUGCCAUUAAAGAAGUCCUCGCAGGCACGUUUGACUCCAUGCCAAACUUGCAACUCCUCUACCUUAAUAAUAAUGUGCUACGGAGUCUUCCUGCCUAUGUGUUUGCAGGCGUCUCUUUAGCCAAACUUAAUUUGAAAAACAACCACUUCAUGACCCUGCCGGUCAGCGGCGUCCUGGACCAGCUGCGCUCUUUGACCCAAAUAGACCUCGAGGGCAACCCGUGGGAGUGUUCCUGCGAUUUGGUCGCUCUCAAACUAUGGCUAGACAAGCUCGGGGACGGAGUGGCCGCCAAAGAGGUGAGGUGCGCCUCCCCUGUGCAAUUCUCCAACAUAGAACUGCGGCUGCUGAAAAACGAGAUCUUGUGCCCAAAACUGAUUGCGCGGCCACCGGUCAUUUUGACCAGCGCCACCCCAGUGCUGUCUUCCCUUUCGCCCGCAGGAGUUGGCAAAGCCCAGCCCGGAGGACCCGUGCCCCUCUCAAUUAUGAUCCUGAGUAUCCUUGUCGUGCUCAUCCUCACGGUGUUCGUGGCCUUCUGCCUUCUAGUCUUUGUCCUCAGACGGAAUAGAAAACCAGCCGGUCGGCAGGAACUGGGGAAUCAGGAGUGCGGCUCCAUGUCACUGCAGCUGCACCGGCACGGCCACAAGUCAGGCAAAAAAGGUUCCGUGCCAGGAGACGAAUUAGGAGGCGAAACGUUUAUCCCCCAGACCAUCGAACACAUCGGCAAGAGCCACACUUGUGGCAUUGGGCGUUCGUCAGACAUGGACGCGGGGUUUAAGUUCGCUGACUCGCAAAGGCAGAAAAUAAUCCUCCGCAGUUGUGGCGAUAAGGAUAAGGACGCACUUUCCACCUUGGAGCGCAACAAGCGCCUCAGCACAAUCGACGAACUUGAGGAAUUCCUACCAAAUCGAGAGCCCAGCAUGUUUAUCCAAAACUUCCUGGACAGCAAGAGAGAUUUCAGCAGCAUAGGAAUGGGCGGCUACGAAAUCCGCUACCCGGAGAAAACUCUUGAUCGAAAGAUGAAGAAAGCAUCGCUGAUAGGUGGGAACCACAGUAAGAUUGUGGUGGAGCAAAGAAAAACCAGCUGUGCGCAUACACUCCCUCGCACGCACACACAUUCAGCAAAAAAGUGCCUUCUGGAAAAUCCUAAUGACCAGUGCUUAGAUGGACAAAAUGGCUCCAUACUACAAAGCUUUUACUUGGAUCGACGAGGAUACACGUUAAAGUGAAAGACAUUUGGAUCAUCCGUGCCACAUGUUUGAAUCGUAAUCUCGACACCACAAGACAGCCUACAAACAACCAGUCUUAGUAUUUUUGCUGCUAUGGAAAUGGCGCCUUUUUUUCUCCAUUGUAUAUUGCUGGUAUGAUUUUAUUUUUGUAUUUUAUCCCCCCCCCCCCCCCAAAAAAAAUGAAAUGGUUGUUGGAACUGCUUGAAAAUAUACCUCGCCGGCUCCCACUCUCAUUUGAUAACAGAAGGUGGAAACAGAAAAAAAAAAACAUGAGGGCACCUCAAUCGUGUCCUUCUUAGCUGCGAAAUGUACAGGUAUCUGUUCUUACUACUUUCUGGGAUGAGUUACAAAGAAUGACUCAGUGGAUUUUACCUUGCUUUUUUCACGUUGUAAGGAUAUUGGUUUGUUCUAGGGGAAACUCUCUGGGGCUGCUUGCAGACUAUAUGCCUUUUUUUUUUUUUCAGGACGAAACACUCGUGGCAGAAUACCCACUCUAUGCUGAAAGCCUCAAUGGCUCCAGUUUCGUGUUCAUUGGAAGGCAACAAUGCAAAACUCUUUAGACAUUGAGUUCAUGACUUGUUUUCUUGGUGUAAAAAGCCAUGUUAAUAUAUAGUGUAUUCCGAAUGGAGUUGUGUUUCCUCUUCAAGUUACUAUUUCAAAAUGUCAGAUUUUGGGUGGAAGCGAAUCGGCAAUUAUACUGUCAAGAGAUGUUUCUGCACAUGAAAACCCAAGGAUACAAGAGUACAAAGCUGCUUGCCAUGUAAGCGUAACUUGGAAUUUAUUUUGUAAGUCUUACAUUAUUUGUAUUGGUGGGACUGGUUUGUAAAAUACACUGACAAAUAUUUGCACACACACACACACACAUAUGCGCGCACACACACACACACACACACAAAUACACACACACACACACACACACACACACACACACACACACACGCUGUAUGGCGGAACACCAUCCCCUCGAGACUGCACCCCAGAGACAUCAAAGGGAUCAUCAAUAUGACUCAGUCAGUGAUAACUCACCUCUUGUCUGUUCUCACUUCAUAGUAAAAGAAUUUCAAAACAUAGUUAGUUUAUUUUUUUAUGCAGGGUUAUUUAAAGAGAUGACGGUCUUAGGAGAAAUAAAAAAAGGAUGGGAUGCCCUGAGAAGAACUAACUUUCAUCGGAGCUAAUACACGUCAGGCGUGUAGACGUGACGGAUGAUUUGUUUCUUUGGUUUUUGCUGUUUUCUGUUUGAUUAACAAGUUAACAUGAUGAACAAUAGUGAAAUGUGAUCCGUGUUGUUUCGCACGACAAACCCGGCGGAGUCUGCGAAGGCUCACUCGGGUUCCUUAUUCUUACAUCUCCCACGGCAUCUUGUAAAAGGUUUCUUAUGAACUUAUGCAACCAAAAUAAAUGUGCAUUCAACUUGAUAAGGUUCCCGGUUGUUGAUGUGCGAGCGGUGAAACGUUGGGCUCUUCAAGAUAAGGGCAGAAUCAUAUCAUAGAUGAUGUGCAAUAUUAGGGAAUACUCAAAUAGGAAAUGGCUUCAAAUCCUGUCUGUUUUAUUUAAGUUUGGGGUAGUCGUGUUGCAAGAGAAGAUGCAAUUCCAAACGGAUUUGCUUCACUCCACGCGUUUUUUAACGAAACAGAUUGUCAAGUUCAACUGACGACAUUCAACCUGUUUUGUUGCUAUUGCAAACAAAUAGAAUGUAACUUGGAAAGUAUAAGAAAUACAAUUUUCUAUCGGUCAUAAAUCUCCUGUAUAAUGGUUCAUUUUCUCUUGUAUUAUCCUGUUAAUAUGAAAGUAUUAAAAGGAGCAUUCAUUUGCA
Molecule: messenger RNA, 5852 nt
Organism: Hippocampus zosterae (dwarf seahorse)
Lineage: Eukaryota; Metazoa; Chordata; Actinopteri; Syngnathiformes; Syngnathidae
Gene: slitrk4
Product: SLIT and NTRK-like family, member 4
Exons: 3
Coding region: 1400-4039 (879 amino acids)
Biological process (GO): axonogenesis; regulation of presynapse assembly; positive regulation of synapse assembly
Cellular component (GO): membrane; glutamatergic synapse
Molecular function (GO): protein binding
Source: RefSeq, a predicted model, not a curated record